AUGUCCUCAGUCCUUGGCUUCCUCCGCCGUAAUUGGCAAGCCUACUCUCCCCCGGAACCACCAAAGAACACCAACCCUAUCAAGUUCGGAAUUCUUGGUGCAGCAAAUAUUGCUGCAAACGCUUUGAUCGCUCCAGCGAAAUCUCACCCGGAUGUUAAGAUCCAUGCUGUAGCGGCUCGUCAGAAAGAUAAGGCCAAGGCAUAUGCCAAAAAGCAUAAUAUUCCUCACGCGUUCGACAGCUACCAAGCUAACUUUGUCUACGUAGCAAUCCUCGAUGACCCCUCCAUCGAUGCUGUAUAUAUCCCCCUUGUCGCUAGCUUACACUACGAAUGGGCAAUCAAAGCAAUCGCCAAAGGAAAGCAUGUACUACUUGAAAAGCCAGCCACAGUCAAUGCAGCCGAGGCAGAGAUGCUAUUCCGGUCGCCACUGCUACGACAGCCCAAUGCACCUGUUCUUCUCGAAGCAAUGCACUUUCGCUUCCAGCCGAGUUGGCAAUACUUCCUCAGCUUGGUUGACCAUGAGAACAUACAAACUGUCGACUCUGUCGCAGAGUUACCAUCGUAUAUCAUAUCCAAGGGAAACGCACAGCUCGAGUAUAACUUAGGUGGCGGGACUAUGCUUCAUCUAGGCACAUAUCCUAUGUAUGCACUGCGUCAGAUCAUGGGUGACGAGCCUAAGGAGUGUGUUACGUGCAGAAUUAGGAGUACUCCUCCUCCCGUCGAUCUCUCCGACGAAUCUACUGAGGUUCGUUUUCGCUUUCAUGGUGGACGGAUUGGAAAUGCUGUAAUCAAUGCGCGAGCAUCAGUUACCACUUUGCCAACAUUCAACAUAUCGGUGUGUCAUAAAGAAAUCAAGUUGGAGGACAUGACACUUCCGAAAGGACAGACUAAGUGGACGCGCAGGAAGCUAAGCAUCAGCAACUUCCUUAUAUCAUCCUUUUGGCACCGCAUUGAUAUCGUGGACGAGUACGCCAUUCGGGACGAGACGAAUGAGAAAGACUUGAAGAAAUGGACAGUCAAGCAGUCCAAGAAGGUCUAUACGUUCAAAGACGCCAAUGUCGACCAGCCGAGUGAGCCAUUUUGGUCAUCAUUUCGCCAUCAGCUGGAGCAGUUCGUGAAUCGCAUUCGCGGAAAACAGGGAUCUGGACUCUGGGUUGACCAGGAGGACAGCAUUGCACAGGCGAGAAUGAUCGACAUGGCUUAUGAGAAAUCUGGACUGCCGUUGCGGCCAACAAGCAAGUUUAGACUGGAAAUAUCUACAGGCGAUUUAUUGGGUUGA
This is a messenger RNA of Fusarium oxysporum Fo47, 1278 nucleotides long. RefSeq names its product Gfo/Idh/MocA family protein. Lineage: Eukaryota; Fungi; Ascomycota; Sordariomycetes; Hypocreales; Nectriaceae. Gene Ontology annotation, molecular function: nucleotide binding. The transcript is spliced from 3 exons. The coding region runs from base 1 to 1278 and encodes 425 amino acids. The record is from RefSeq and is a predicted model, not a curated record.